UUGUUCAGAUGACGAAAGAAAAUGAUCUGGAACUGAAAGUUAGACACGGCUCUAGUCAUAACCUUUUAAGUUUUAGCCUGUUUUGUUUGUAUUAUUUGCUAAUGGAAGUGCAUUUAUUAUACACCCCGUCGCCUUAGCACCGCUCGGUGUUGAUGUAAAUACAGCACAGAGGUUUCCAGACUGUAAAGUGAGGUAAACCGGGUGUUUUCAGUUUCAUUUCCGCCCGUCUUAAACUCACCUGGCAAAUACUACAACCAAGAAUCAUGGACUCAGAAAACAACCAAGCCGCAGGAAGUGAUGUGGAAUCGGACAAUGAGACCUAUGAGAGGCCCCCGUCCAGUUAUGGUUCGAUGAAGAGUGAAUGUGAUGAGAUGGAGAAGAGCGAUGAAGAGGAGGAAGGAGGGGAAGGAAUUGCUGAAGUGGUGUGUUUUGCAGCACCGGAUCCUCCUGCUCCUCCAGUUAUUGGGUCUCAGAUGGGGCACUCUCUGUAUACAGAGACACUCUGCACUGAAGCCACUGAGCAGACCAGGCCACCAGGAGGGCUGGUGAUUGAUGCCGGCUCUGAAGAACUUGAUGACAUCGAAGAUGCAGAAUUGGAUGACGACGAUGAACUUUUGACAACUUGUUCUCCUGAACCACCCGAGCCUCUUGAAAUGGAAGGUUUGCCUCAGGAGGAUGAGAGCAGCCAGCUAGGAAAACUAGACCCAGAAUUGGAUUUGCCUUAUAUAUUCAAAAGUAUCCAGGAAGUUAUAUCCCGGCUCAACAACGAUGAGAUGUUCAAGUUUAAGAUAUGGUUUAAAAAAUGGGAGCCGCUUGCCGUCUUGCAGGAAGUCCUGGACGGAGAUGUUCUCGAUUUUGUGGAUAAGAUCAUUGAACUGUUUGGCCAGGACAAAGCCCUGUCAAAGACAAUAAGCACGCUUGAAAGAUUGGAGAAGACAGAGGAGAUUAAUGAACUGCAGACAAAGUGUGCAAAAGCUAUAUUUCGCUUUUACCUGAAAGAGUAUUUAUUUCGUAAAAGUCAAAUCACUCACGAGGGGGUGCCUCAACCCGGAAAGCAGCAGUUUCUGAAUGCCGUGUAUGUGGCGCCUCAGAUUUCCAUCCGUGGCUUUGGAGGAGUUGACCCAUCUCAUGAGAUCUUGGCACAAACCCCGAAACCUAUCCAAGUCCCCAGUGAGGACUCGUUAGUUGCCCUGAACAAUCUGUUCCGACUGCAGAAAGAUGACGGCUCACCGGUGAAGACGGUCGUAACCACGGGGAUCCCAGGAGUCGGGAUGUCUGUCUCUGUGUCCAAGUUCUGUCUAGACUGGUCAGAGGAAAAGGCCAACAGGGAUAUUCAGUACCUCUUGAAGCUUUCGUUCCGGGACCUGCGGCAUUUCCGGCAGAAAGAAUAUGAGGAGGAAGGCAUAUCAAUGCAAGAGAUAUUGGAGUAUUGCCACGCUCCUAUAAAGGGUCUGAACAUACUGCAAGAAGAGAACGCUAAAUAUGUCAUCAUAAUGGACUGUUAUGAUUGCUACGAGGCGCCUCUUGACUUUCAGAAAGCUCCGGCGAUUACUGAUAACAACACCAAAACACACAUAGAUACGCUGAUUGUUAACCUCAUACGAGGAAAUUUGCUUCCGAAUGCUCGACUCUGGAUCCUGGGAAGACGAGCAGCGAUCACAGAGAUACCGUCUAAGUUUGUAGAUGUUGUCGCUGAGCUGCAGGGUUUUAGUGAUGAGAUGAAAGACGAAUACCUGACCAAACGCUUUACUGACCCUCAGUUAGCAGCGAAGAUUGUGAGACACUACAAGCGUGUGCCGAUAAUUCAGAUUCUUGCUCGGCAGCCGUUUUUCACCUGGAUGGUGGCAAAAAUAUUCAAGAGCUGCUAUAAGCAGGGGAACUAUGGAAGCAACAAGCCCAGAGUGACGCCGCUUCUCAUCCACUUUAUUAUCAUUCAGACGAAUCGCAUGCUGAAGUUUUACUUCAGAAAGAGGGAUAAUGAGAAAUGGACUGACGUUGAGGUUAACUUGCUGAGAAUGUUAGGGAAGAUGUCCUUCAAGAUGCUGGAGAAGAACACCAACGUGUUCACAGAGGAGGAUGUGAAGGACGUGUCUCUGGAGCUGAACGAGGUGGUUAUGUUCUCGGGCCUUUGUACUGAGCUCGUUCCUACAGCCAUCACUGGGAAAAGGACUUUCUGCUUCUCUCACUACACCAUUCAGGAGUUCAUGGCUGCUCUGUACGUCUUCUUAGCGUUCUACCUGGACUCUAAGAACGUUCUGGAGAGUGGCUUCCUGCCCAGAGUCUUGUUAUAUAAAUACAAUGGCAAAUCAGCUGCAGGCCUUGUGCAGUGCGCUGUGGCCCGGACCCUGGGCUCUAAGCUGGGACAUUACGACAUGUUCCUGCGUUACUUGUGUGGCCUGUUCUCCCUACAUUGCCACAACAACCUGCUCCAGGGCUUCCUGUAUUCACACGGCAUGCCAAAGGUGGAAGGACUUGGGGAGGUGGAGCAGUUGCUGGAGCACACCAUCCAGACCGCUCCUGAAGAAAGGAAGCGGAAUCUGUACGAGUGCCUUAGAGAGAUGACCCAGGAAGAUGAAUGAGCUGAGUUUAGAGGACGGCAUGUAAUGGAUGAAGGCUGUUUUGAUUUCAUUCAACUAUGUUUUAAAUAAGGUGAAGUUGGAAAUAACUGAAAACUAACAUUAAGAGACAAUCAUUAAAGCAGUACUUGCUUUUAUUAUGAUGAAACAAAGAAUACUCUAGUGUUUUAGCUGCACCAGACGGCAUAAAAUGUUCUUUUAUACAUUCUAAAGGUAGACCUUUUACAGCACUGUGGUAUGUGUAUCCAGUCCUACACAGAUUACAUUUAAAAUACUCUGUGUCUCUGGUUUUUCUCAUUUCAUUUCGUUCUCCAUUUCAGUCUGGCGUCAUCUUAUUUUUGUCCAAUCACUGGAUAACUUCUUAAUUUUCCUAAGCAGAGAGAAAUUACACUGGAUUUAAGGUUAAGGUUUGGGAUCCUCAAAUCCAAUCCUCCAGGCCCAGUGUCAUGUUAGAUGUCUCUACUUCAACACACCUGAGUCAAGUAAAUGAGGUCAUUAGGAUUCUGGAGAACUUGACGGCAGAUGAUUUAGCCACCUGAUUGAGGUGUGUUGAAUCCUGGCCUUUGGGGAUUGGAUAUGAGGACCUCUGGUUUAGAUAAUAAAUGGAGAAAUGAUACAGAAGUGAACAGACUUUUGAGUGUUUGCAGAAGAAAGCAAAAUUGAGAAAGAAGAGUCCAAAGAUCAUCUGCUUUCCUUCUCUUUCACAUUUCCUUAAACUUGGUAGAAGGUUGUUUUUUCUACUUUUGCUUGUUUGAAUAUUUUCUUCUAGUUGUGUUGACUUUUCUAAACAUUGUUAUUGAUUAUGCUUGGUGAAUGUAAGAGGGCAUAUAAAGAGUUUUUCUUACUUUAAUAUAAUAUUUGAUUGUCUGGAUCUGUAUUUUUUGGCUUUAUUCCUGAAGGUUAAUUAAAAUCGUCAGUAGCAAUGAAAUCCAAACACAAAGCUGCUGUUGCCACAGCUGAGGAUGUUUUCUAGAGAAAGAUUCUCUUUUAUAUUGGUUUUUCUGCUUCUCCUACGUUCCAGAGAAUGAACAUCAAUGUGUGAUUUGACUCCCAGUAUAAGGUUCCCAUUUUCAAAAAGGACUUGACUACAUUUACUUAGUGUAGUUUUUAUGGUUGUUGUUUUACCCCAUUUUCAAUUUGUACUUUCUUAAAAUCAACACUAAAUAAAUAUAGUCAAGCUC
Molecule: messenger RNA, 3757 nt
Organism: Xiphophorus couchianus (Monterrey platyfish)
Lineage: Eukaryota; Metazoa; Chordata; Actinopteri; Cyprinodontiformes; Poeciliidae
Gene: nlrc3l
Product: NLR family, CARD domain containing 3-like
Exons: 12
Coding region: 264-2579 (771 amino acids)
Source: RefSeq, a predicted model, not a curated record